Molecule: messenger RNA, 3934 nt
Organism: Gastrolobium bilobum
Lineage: Eukaryota; Viridiplantae; Streptophyta; Magnoliopsida; Fabales; Fabaceae
Product: disease resistance protein Roq1-like
Exons: 6
Coding region: 33-3263 (1076 amino acids)
Biological process (GO): defense response; signal transduction
Molecular function (GO): ADP binding
Source: RefSeq, a predicted model, not a curated record
ACUCUUACCCUUAGUACCCUUUCUUCCAUCUCAUGGCUGACCCAUCAUCCUCCUCUUCUUCCUUCCUCUACGAUGUAUUCCUCAGCUUCAGAGGCACUGAUACUCGCUUUGGUUUCAGUGGCUAUCUCUACAAAGCUCUUUCUGAUAAGGGAAUUUUCACCUUCAUUGAUGAUGAGGAGCUUCAGAAAGGAGGGAAAAUCACAACAUCACUUCUCAAGGCUAUUCAACAGUCUAGGAUCGCCAUCGUUGUCCUCUCUACCAACUAUGCAUCUUCUUCAUUUUGCUUAGAGGAACUCUCCAACAUCACUGACUUCAUUAAGAGAAAGGAUCGGUUGGUUCUGCCAGUUUUUUACAAGGUGGAUCCUUCUGAUGUGCGACAUCAGAAGGGUAGUUACGGAGAAGCAUUGAAUAAUCAUGAAGUGAAAUUUAGGGCUAACAAGGAGACGUUCAACGAUAACAUGGAGAGAUUGCAGAAAUGGAGGGCAGCUCUACAACAAGUAGCUAACUUUUCUGGCUUUCAUUUAGAACAUGGGGAUGAAUAUGAACACAAGUUUAUUGAGAACAUUGUCAAAGAGGUCUCCAAGAAUAUUAAGCGUGUUCCUUUACCUGUUGCUCAGCACCCAGUUGGACUGGAGUCUCGAGUAGAAGAAGUACUAAAGUUGCUUAUGGAUCCCAGAUCUAGUGAUGGGGUCCACAUGGUAGGGAUCCAUGGAAUUGGUGGAGUGGGAAAGACGACACUUGCUCUAGGAGUUUAUAAUUCGGUUGCUGAAGAUUUUGAGGGUUUAUGUUUUCUUCAAAAUGUGAGAGAAAAUUCAAACACACAUGGUGGGUUACAACAUCUCCAAGAGAUCCUUCUUGGAAAAAUGUUAGGAGAGGAGAAAGAUAAGUUAGCAAGUGUCCCAGAAGGAAGUUCAGAAAUACAGUGUAGGCUCCGGGAAAAGAAGGUUCUCUUGAUUUUAGAUGAUGUUGAUAAGCUGGAGCAGUUACAGGCUCUUGCUGGAAGUCCUGAUUGGCUUGGUCCCGGGAGCAGAGUCAUCAUCACAACUCGUGACAAACAGUUGUUAGCAUGUCACGAGGUUGAAAAAACAUAUGAGGUGGAGGAGUUGAAUGGAAAAGAUGCUCUUAAACUGCUACGAUGGAAAGCUUUUAAAACCCACGAAGUUGAUCAAAGAUUUAACAACAUUUUAUACCGUGCAUUAACUUUUGCUGCUGGCCUUCCAUUGGCUCUGGAAGUUAUAGGUUCCAGCUUGUUUGGAAAAAGUGUAGAUGAAUGGAAAUCUGCAUUAGACCGGUAUGAAAGAAUUCCCAUAAAAGAGAUCCAAAAGAAACUAGAAGUGAGCUUUGAUGCUCUGGAGGAAGAAGAAAAGAGUGUUUUUCUUGACAUUGCUUGUUGCUUCAAAGGAUAUCCAUUGGCAAAGCUCCUAGAUAUAUUGCAUGCUCAUUAUGGUGACUGCAUGAAAUAUCAUAUUGGAGUGUUAGUUGAAAAGUCCCUCGUAAAGAUUCAUGAGUAUGGUCGAGUGACUCUACAUGACUUGAUAGAGGACAUGGGUAAAGAAAUUGUCCGACGGGAAUCGCCGAAUAAUCCUGGGGAACGUAGUAGGUUAUGGUUCCAUGAAGAUAUAAUUGAUGUCUUACAAGAAGAUAUGGGAACUAACAAAAUUAGAAUCAUACAUUUGAACUCCCCCUUAAGUGAUAAAGAACAAGUGGAAUGGAGUGGAAAGGCAUUUGUGAGGAUGAAAAACCUCAAGACACUUAUUAUUAAUGCUGGUCGUUUUUCCAAAGGUCCUGAACAUCUUCCAAAUAGUUUAAAAAUACUUGAAUGGUGGAGAUAUCCUUCACAGUAUUUACCAUCUGAUUUUCAUCCAAAGAAACUUGUUAUAUGCAAGAUAAUGGAUUGUUGCUUUAACUCGCCCGAGUUAUUGAAGAAGUGUGUGAAUAUGAGAGUUCUGAAUUUUGACCUUUGUGGAAGUUUAACACAUAUACCUGAUGUAUCUGGUCUCCCAAAUUUAGAAGAAUUAUCACUUAGGCGUUGUGAGAAUUUAACUACAAUUCAUGAUUCGGUUGGGUUGUUGGAUAAACUUAGAAUAUUGAAUUGUUUGUGUUGUAUAAAGCUUCGAGCUCUUCCUCCCAUGAAGUUGACUUCUCUUGAAGAUCUCAAUCUUUUUGGAUGCUCAAGUCUUGAGAGUUUUCCAGAAAUAUUAGGAAAGAUGAAACAUAUAGAAGUUCUCGACUUGACUAAUACUAACAUAAAAGAAUUGCCAUCUUCAAUUGAAAAUCUCACUGGGCUUCUACAAUUAGAUAUGUUGGGUUGUCCAAUUGUUGACUUACCAAGUAGCGUUGUCAAUAUGCGAGAACUGGCUGUAAUUAUGGGUAUGUAUUUGAAAUUGGGUUCAUUGCCAGAAGUGGACUCAAUGGUGUCUUCAAACUUACAACGUCUAGAACUCAACUGGUGCAAUGUGUCAGAUGAAUUUCUUGCAAUUGGUCUCACCUGGUUUGGUAAUGUGAAAGAGUUAAACCUCCCUUGCAAUAAUUUCACAAUUAUUCCUGAAUGCAUCAAAGAAUGUCGCCUUUUAACGAAGCUUAAUUUGGAUCAUUGCAAGCAUCUUCGAGAAAUUAGAGGGAUUCCACCAAAAUUAGAGCGUUUCUCUGCACGAGACUGCUCAUCCUUGACUUCCGAGUCUAAAAGCAAGUUAUUGGAUCAGAAACUUCAUGAGGCUGCAAACACCUUGUUUCUUUUGCCUGGAAGAACUGUAGGGAUUCCAGAGUGGUUUGAGCACCGCAGCAGGGGAUUGUCAAUUUCAUUCUGGUUUCGUAACAAUUUCCCUCCCAUAGCUAUCUGUCUUCUUGUGGAUAUCUUGGUUUGUAAUGCACCCGUUGUGAUUAUUAAUGGCAACAAAGUUUUCGAAGCUCCUUUUCUUCUGUUGUUACCGAAUCAUACAUAUCUUUUUGGUUUGCAUCAAGAGAAUAUUAAUCUGGAUGAAGUGACAUUAAAAAAUGAGUGGAACCGUGUGAAGGUUACAUGUGGAUCCAUCCGAAAACGUGAUGAUAAAGGCGAAAUAGGAAUCCAUGUAUUCAAAGAGAAAAAUAGCACGGAGGAUAUUCUAUUCAUUAAUCCUUAUCCUGAAUCCAAUUCAGAGGAUGGUAAUUCUGACAGUGAAGAAUCAGUGGAUACAAGAGGAAGAAUACUUGUUACGUUCAGUCUGAAUGAUUCUGACCGUGAAGAAUCACUAGUUCAGAGGAAGAGAAGGAAAACACAUGGUUAGAACCAAAGAGGGAAGCAAUAGACACGAAAAUUUCUGAAACGCGAUUCGUGCAACAGCCACAACAUAAAUGUGAAUUAGGAUUCACCUUCAAUGGCAUUUUCUGAAGAGCUGUGAUUCAGUGAUUCAGGGUUUUGAUACACUGGUGAGGGAGGUAAACAAUCUUGAUUCAUUUGUUUCUUCUAAUGAUAUUUUUAAGUUUAAGGAUAAUUCUACGGUCUAAUCAACAUGGAGAUUCUGUUAGGAACCACAACUGAUAUUAAACAUAUGGGACUGGAAAAUGAUGCUGAGUCAGCAGGAGGUCUGUUGGAAGAGAAUAUUCCAGAAAGGUGGCUUGGAAUGUAGCGGGAAGAAUGAAGGAUAAAUAUAGACAGCAUGGAAGGGUCUGAUUAUCCGGAAUCUUUGAUUUGGGCUGGAAUUGGGAGAUACUAGAGUCUUUCUAAGUGCUUCUCUGUAAUCAUUUCAAUACUGUUGAUGGAUGGAUAUUGUAUUUAGUUUCCAUAUUAGAACUAAAGUUCCCCUUUCUGUUUUUGUUACUUUUGUGUUGUGAAUUGCUGUCUGCUGAUCUCUAUCAGAUUCACACAUGGAGAUGUAAUUUGAGGCCAGUGAGCAAUGCUGCAAUGCUGUUAUACCCUCCGGACAUUAUUGCUGAUUCAAAUUCUAUAACGUCAGUU